Molecule: messenger RNA, 3800 nt
Organism: Setaria italica (foxtail millet)
Lineage: Eukaryota; Viridiplantae; Streptophyta; Magnoliopsida; Poales; Poaceae
Exons: 7
Coding region: 217-3537 (1106 amino acids)
Source: RefSeq, a predicted model, not a curated record
AGAGAGCAAUGAGAUGAACGGUACACCUCGGUGCGAGGGCUCCCAACGGCAACCCAAAGCCGGCGUCAGCGAUCCUCGAUUUGAAUCGACGGCGGUCGGCGGCUCCGUCCGGCUCCCAAGUUUCAAGCUGGCCCGGUGUCCCCCGCCGCUAGCCGGCCUCCAUUCCUCGCCGCCGGCCGCGAUUCCCACCUCCAGCGCGGCGGCGCUUCACCGAGGAUGGUGAUGAGGGGGCUCGGCGUCGGCGUCGCCCCCCGCCGCGCUCCGGCGGCGGGUCCUUCAUCCGGUGGAGACGAGAACGAGCCACCUGGCGUGUCGAGCGCCGCUGCCUCCCGGCCUCCUCUCCGCGCCAUCCAGCCGCGGCCGGCGCCGGCCGCGAGCAGCCGGAAGCUGCAGUGGCCGGCGCUGACGCCCAGCAGGGGUCCUGGGGCUCGGGCGGCGGCGGGCAAGGCACCGGCGCGGCGGAGCGCCUCCCAUGCGCCGGCGAGGAGCUUGAGGAAGCCGGCGCCGAGGUUGGGGCUCGCGACGACGGGGGCGGCGAGUUCUGGGGAGGCGCCGCCGCCGUUCAAGGUCCGAGAGGCCAUCUCUUUCUGGGAGGAGAACCGCCACAAUGUGCAGGAUGCUUUGUCUAUGUCGCAACAACAUGACUCGGAUGCCCUUGCAAAGAUAGACAGCUGUUCUGAUGAAGGUUCUGUGAGGAACACAGAGGAGAUAUUAAGCCUGCAGCUGGAGUUGGACAUGCUUAAAACAAUUCUCAUGGAAGAGGUAAAAGCCCGUGCAGAAGCUGAGGACAGGGCAGCUGCUUUAGGUGAUGAGCUGAAAGCAGCAAAUUUUCAUGUCCUUGAAGCUUGCAGGCAGAAGGAAGCCACAGAAAAGGAUAUGGAAACUGUUGAAUCGAAUUUGAUUGAUGUGAUAAAAGAAUUGAAUGAGCUGCAGAAAAAUAAUUUCCAAAGCCCAGUGUUUCCCAAGAAGAUGGAUAUGGAAACCUCCAGGUUAAACAGUGCGCUUGACACCCAUUGUCGCAAUGAAUAUGUACCCUAUGAAGAUCCCAAAAUGCAAACUUUGAAGUGCUUAGAUAUUGAAGAUUCACCUUUGGGUACAAAGCUGAAAAGAAUACAGGCUUCACUUGAGAAAGCACGCAACUUCAAUACAAGAUACCAACAGGAUCAGGCAUCUCGCGGUUGUGCUGAGCAAGAAAAUGAUGAAGUAUGUAGGGAAGUGAUAUUAUCCUUAACAGAACAACUUUUUUCAGUCCAACUGCAGCUAAAUGCCAGUAAGAAAAAUGAGCUGCUGGCCAGACAAAACCUUGAUGAAAUUCGCAGAAUAGAGUUUUUGUUGGAUGAAUCCAUUGAAGCACUUGUGCAGACGGAGGUUCUUGAACAAAACUAUGUUUCUUUGCUAAGGGGGAUGGAAGAAGAGAUCUGUCAGCUAAAGUCACAGCUAAACCAGUCAGACAGAUGCUACGAAGUUAGACUGAAAGAACUGGAGAUAAAAAUGCAAGAAUUGAAGGUUGAGGCUUCAGCAUCACUUGCUUCAUGGAAUAAAGAAAGAGAGAUAGCGGAGCAGAGGAAGGCAUAUGUUGAACAGAAGAAUGAAGAAAUCAAGAUCUUGGAGUUGUCAAAUGAGGAUCUUAAGGUUGAUGUAUGUGAAUAUGAAAAAAAGGUGAACAUGAAGGAAGAAGCAGAACAUCAAAGGAGGCAGCAAGGAAAAAUAGAAGUAGAGCUGCAGAAUGUCAGACAACAAUUGCGAGCUGUGACAUCCUCUGGGAAAGCAGGGAGCUUCCUGGAAGAUGGAAUAGUUGAUUUAGCCGACACAACCAGGUUCCAGAGUGAUAUGAAUAGUGAGCUAUCGGGUGCUCAGGAGGGUAGAAUAUUUCAGAGAGAGGUCUCUGUUGAGCCAGCUCCUCAAGUGGAGCACCCAAAUGAGCCUUUUUCAAAUGAGUACAUGCAGGAGGUUGACCAGUCAGAUGUAGAGAUGGAAAAGGCACAAUCAUCAGAUAUGGAUUACUGGUCAGAGAACUCAAAGUUUGAGCACCCCAGUGCAUGUGAGGAGCUGGAGCAGAUCAGUGCAAGUAAGCAGCCUGAGUUAUUUGGCAGUGGUGCAUGUAGUGAUCAGUCCCUGCCAGCUGUGGAGUCAGUGAUUGAAGUUCUGAAGGUGAAUGAGUUGCCUCCAGUUGCCCCAGUGCGGCCCAACGAUCCAGUGAACUACAUGAGGGCCCCUUCUGAUGAGCUGAAGAGGCUCAGAAGCAGGAAUCACUAUGAGGGGCAUAGAACAGCAACAGACAGGAGAUUCUGGUCCAUUGAGCAGCAGGACUUAUACACCUCCAUAUACAGUAGGGCGAAAUUGUUUGAUAUGAAGUGGAUAGACUGGGAACACAUUGAUAGCAUUGAUCAGUUUGCUUGUGUCAGGGAGCAAUGUGCCCAUCUGGGGCUUGAGCAGAUCAUAAGUUAUCAUUGUGAUUGGAACAGUGAGCUGAUUAAGCAAUUUUACUCCACAGUUCACAUCAGCGCCGACAAGAGCUCCAUGACUUGGAUGGCAGAUGGCAGGAGGAUCACUACCAACAAGAGAGCAUGGGAGGAGAGGUUUGGCAUUCCUGGUGGUGUGCAGACUGAGAUUCACUCGCAGUUUUUGCUUGAUGAUGAUGACAAGAGGGUCCUGUACACUGAUGCAGAAUGGACGCUUGGCCAAAUCAGCGGCCUCUCUCCUUUGCCUAGCAUAGCCAAUAAGAUUAUUAGGACGACCAUCUAUCCCAAGACUGGAAAUACACUUCACGCACAUAACUGGAACCUCCUACAUCAUAUUGUGGAGCAGCAUCCAUUUGACAUCAUUGCUUUGAUCUUUGGUGAGAUAGAAUUGCUUAUUUCGGAUCGCAAUCGCACUAAGGACCUGCUGUUAUAUGCACCAUACAUCAUGGGGAUGAUUAUGGGAGCUUUUGAAUAUGAUGGACCUAGAGAAUCCAGGCACCAUUCCUACAAGCCUAGGCAUUCCUACAAGCUGAAACGGACAAGAAGAGUUAGUCGUCCACCAGCAUCUUCAGUAGCUGCACCUUCUGAGCAACCUCCUUCAACAUUUCAGCCAGAGGUUGAGGCCCAUGUUGAUGCAGACCACCACCGCCAGUUCAAGGCAGCCGGACAUCGGCCCCAGGGAGAGGGAGAGGCAGUCAAGGAGCAAACCGUGCUAGCUCAGGCUAUCACACGCACGGAUCUCCUUCAGGUUGUUGAUGAUAGACUCAGGCCCAUAAGAGAUUCAUUAACAAGCAUGGAGGGCAGGAUUGGCAGAAUUAAGGGUGGACACGCUCUCCCGGUGCAGCAUACUACUCCAGCUCAGAUCCCAGCUCCACACUCCUUUCUGGCGCCAUCCCUUCAGGCUACUACUCCGGCUCCAGCAGUUUCGUCUUCCAAGCUGUCCAGCAGGAUGCACACUCACAAUUCCAGUGUCUCAGCUCAACCAGCUCAUAUGAGCCCAUGUCCUUUUAGUCAGCCAGUUCUUGUGAGGCCAAGUCCUUUUAGUCGCUUUCCUUGGUAUCAAGGGAAGAAGUGAUGGGCAUGGAGCAGAAGGCAAUCGGAGAUUGGGCGGCAUGGCAGCAGAGAUCUUGCUCCCUGGAUGAAGGCCUGCCCAGACUACUGCUGCUGAUGCCAUGAGCCCGAUCUAUCGGCUAGCUUAUAAUUGCAUAAUGCAACCGAUUCAACCAGACAAAAGGAGGCAAGUAAACAUGGACAAGCUGAAUAUUACAGAUUAAACUGAGGCAACAAACUUCUGGUGGGAUGUUAAUUGCAUUGAUUCCGUCUGAAAGGAUUUAUCUA